AUGACCUUGGCGGAGCAGUUCGAUGCGGAUGUUUUGGUGGAUCACGAGCUGGGAGAGGUCAUGGGACCGGAGGCGUUUGAGUCUGAGCCUCCUUGGCCUCCACGUCCUUGGCCUCGAGUGGUGUCGACACUGAAGCUGAACUUCGACACCAAACGCUUGAAAGGCGGCCGCUUCAUGGGACAACGUCCUGAGUGGUCCGAGACCCUGCAACGUGCCCGGCUACGAUAUGCGAACCGUUUUGUGGAUUACCUCCGAAGGGCGCGCCACACGAAGAAGAGCUGCUUGCUGGUGACACAUGGACACAUGGUGCAGGUUUGUGCCACCAUUCUGCCCGCCACAGCUCGACAGAAGGUGAUCUCUGUCGAUUAUGCGGCCAUGGUGCUGGCCAUUUGCCAUCGGUCGCCCAACAGCUUUCAUGAGACGGAUGUGCAGAUUGAACAGCAACAACGCACGAUCUCCUUCCACAUGCGUCCAGCUACAAAUCCUGAGAAACUGGAUCAUCAAAGCCAACUACAAGAGCGGAAUGAGCUUUUGCAAGAAGCCAGACUGAAAUAUUGGGAGGUUUGGCUGCAAGGUGUCCGAACUGUCAGCAGCUCCGGCCCACGCAUGCCAGCCAUCAUCCGACAGCUGUACCAAUACCAUGAGAGUUUGGGCCGAAGCUGGCAGGAUGUGGUCCGGCUUUUGGGAGUGCUCCCACCCACGGAAGAGUUUGACUCCGAUAACGAGCAGCUGUCAGAAAGCGCUUGCAGCUUCCACACUGAUACCAUGACGGUCAGCUCAAUGGCCAUGUUUCGAGAUCCCACCAUCAUACCCAGCAGUCCUGGGCAGCCUGGACGUUCGGCUGCAUCAUCCGCCCCCGAAGCUAAGACCGAUGCUCAUAUCGCCGUGCCGCAGAUGACUGCACGAGCCUUGAAGCAAGUGGAGCUGAGUUUGGGCUCCAAUGCCUUGGCAAGGCGUCGAAGGGAAGAUCGAACGGACCAAAUGGAGAAGGAUGAGAAGGAAGACGUCUUUGAGCAAGUCUUUUUGACCCAGAAGUCCUUCCAUGAGUUCGACACCGACGAAUCGGGCGAGCUUUCGACUGGGGAGGUGCAAGCGGUUCUGAAGGCGAUGGGAUGUUCACCCUUCAAAGGCACCUUGCAAAGGCUGAUUGAUGCGGUGGACGAUGACUCCUCAGGCACUUUGGACUUCAACGAGUUCAUUUCGCUUCUUUUGGUCUACCGACAGACUGAUGGCUUCAGUCACAAGGAGAUCCGACAGAUGUAUCGGACCUUUUGCCGUUUUGCCGUGGUGGACAACAACGUGAAGAAGGUGCCGCAGUACCGCUUGACCACCGCGCUGAUUUUUGAGUUCGGUGCGCAGGCUGCCGACUUGGCCAGGUCGCUCAACGGUACUGAGAAGAGUGGAAGUGGAAGUUUGACCUUUCGACAGCCAGGUUCCAGCGCUUUGAUCAGAGCCAAGACGGCGUGCUGGACCGGUCAGAGGCCCUUGCGGUCCAACAUCCAAGAUCUCUUCCAAGCGGUUGAUGCUGAUGGGGAUGGCACAGUCAAUCUGGAAGAGUACCUGGAAAUGAUGGACUACUUCAAGAGGUGGGAUGGCUUCACCGGAGCAGAAGCUGCCGAGCUCUCCGCCGUCUUCAAAAGGCAUGCCAACAUGGAUGGCGAAAUUUCCACCAUGCAGAUCAUGGACAUUUUGCGCGCCAGCGGCCGAAGCACUAGCCUGCGGAAGAUUCAACAGUUGGUCGCCAAGGUAGAUGUGGAUGAGACUCAUUCGUUGGACUUCAAGGAGUGGGAAGUGAGAAUGCUGAAAGACGAGAACCUGGGUGGCGCGGAGGAGUCGGUCUUUUUUGAUGAGGAUGACUUGCCGAGCCGAGAUGUCUCAGUAGCUGCUAGUCCGGCGAUGCCGGAGCGCAGCCAAUCCACCCUACCUGAAAAAAGAGGAAGCGGCAUGGUCUCUAAAGACUUCAAGAGAAUUGUGGAGCAGUUGGUGCACCAACACCUCUUGGAACUUGAGCAAUUGAGAGUACAGUUGAUUUUAAAUGAACCCCCCCACCCAGCAUCACCUAAUUAG
Durusdinium trenchii is the source of this 2067-nucleotide messenger RNA. NCBI's taxonomy places the organism in Eukaryota, Dinophyceae, Suessiales, Symbiodiniaceae. The record is from the annotation of a GenBank genome assembly.